Molecule: messenger RNA, 1050 nt
Organism: Alosa sapidissima (American shad)
Lineage: Eukaryota; Metazoa; Chordata; Actinopteri; Clupeiformes; Clupeidae
Gene: ubl4a
Product: ubiquitin like 4A
Exons: 4
Coding region: 111-572 (153 amino acids)
Biological process (GO): post-translational protein targeting to endoplasmic reticulum membrane
Molecular function (GO): protein binding
Source: RefSeq, a predicted model, not a curated record
GUGCGAUAUCUUCUUCAAACGUCGCGACAAAAAGUGAGAUAGACUGUAAUGGCCCGGUGAGGUGCCUGUUCGUGAAUGAAUUUAGACGUUUACAGUAUUACACACACAAAAUGAUUCUCACAGUAAAGCCACUCCAAGGAAAGGAAUGCAGUGUCCAGGUCACGGAAAAUGAAAAAGUGUCUACAGUGAAGGAACUGGUCUCAGAGCGCCUUAACAUACCUCCAAAUCAACAGCGAUUGCUCUAUAAAGGGAAAGCCCUGGCAGAUGAGCACCGAUUAAGUGACUACUCUAUUGGGCCAGAGGCUAAACUAAACCUGGUUAUCCGUCCUGCUGGGGAAAGGACUCCUGUGGGUGAACCUGCCCCAGCCAUGGGCAGCCAUGGAGUCUGGCAGUCUGUAGCUGCUGUGCUGGCUAAACACUUCAGCCCUGCAGAUGCUGCAAAAGUGCAGGAACAAUUGAUUAAGGACUAUGAACGCUCGAUAAGACAGCUCAGUCUGGAUGACAUUGAGCGCUUGGCCAUUCGCAUGUUACAUCCAGAGGCUGAUGGUCUGGACCCCUCCUUCAUGGACUAAGUAGAGGGUGGGUGGGGAUACAAGCAACUCCUCCAGGACUAACCACAAAACACAGGGCAAGGGGGGAAUUUUAAGUUGGACUUUUGGGAGCAAGACAUCCCACGCUGUGGACUUGUAUAAGAGCGCAUGCCGCAAAGGUAUCUUCAUGGCCUUGCGAUUUGAAGUAAGGCUAGGCUCAUAACCUCCGUAUUUAUUCAUGUGUUACAAUGUCAAUACUGAUUUUUUUUUUUUACAACAAUCAUAAUAGAUUAGUGAUUUUGGAGCGUUUUGCCAAAGCAUUGUUCCAGGAUGUUAUCAGCAUAAUUUAUUUGAUUCCGUUUUUUCUGUAAAACCAUACACAUACUGUUGAGAUUAACAAUGACGAUUAGUUAUGGACAAGUGGAGCGUCUUGGGUUUUGAGUAUGACUGCAGUUAUUUGUAAAUACUGUGUUAUAUGAAUAAGGAAUUAAAAAGGAGAGAAUGCGUUGUCGGUAUUUUA